AGGAGGGAGCAGGGGGCUGAGCUGAUCCCACGUGUGACGCUUUCAUUCCCGGCUCAGUAAUAUUCUCAUAGCGGGGCUUUGCAUAUCUCCUGCCGUAUCUGUGUGUGUCUGUCACUGUUACUGUAGUCCCAGCCUAUAGUUUGGAAUAGAUAUGGAAGGAGACGGGAGUCAAGCCACAUCCGGAAGCCUAAAUGAUUCACAACAUGACCCGGGUAAAAUGUUUAUCGGUGGCCUCAGCUGGCAAACCUCACCAGACAGCCUUAGAGACUAUUUUAGUAAAUUCGGAGAAAUAAGAGAAUGUAUGGUGAUGAGAGACCCCACGACAAAACGCUCAAGAGGAUUUGGGUUUGUUACGUUUACAGAUGCUGCCAGUGUAGAUAAAGUCUUAGCUCAACAACACCAUGAAUUAGACUCAAAGACGAUUGAUCCUAAGGUUGCCUUUCCCCGUCGCGCCCAGCCUAAGAUGGUCACAAGAACAAAGAAAAUAUUUGUGGGCGGCUUGUCAGCCAAUACAGUAGUGGAAGAUGUGAAGCAGUAUUUUGAACAGUUUGGAAAGGUUGAUGAUGCCAUGCUUAUGUUUGAUAAGACUACUAACAGACAUAGAGGAUUUGGUUUCAUAACUUUUGAGAGUGAAGACAUCGUAGAGAAAGUCUGUGAAAUUCAUUUUCAUGAAAUCAAUAACAAAAUGGUAGAAUGUAAGAAGGCCCAGCCCAAGGAGGUGAUGUUCCCACCAGGUACACGGGGGCGAGCCAGGGGUCUGCCCUACACCAUGGAUGCCUUCAUGCUGGGGAUGGGCAUGCUGAGUUAUCCUAAUAUUGUGGCAACGUAUGGCCGUGGAUACACUGGAUUCACACCCAGCUACAGCUACCAGUUUCCUGGCUUCCCAGCAACAGCAUACGGACCGGUGGCGGCGGCGGCGGUAGCAGCAGCGCGUGGCUCAGGUAGGGGGGCCCGUGGAAGAGGCGGCUACUUGGCGUACCCACAGAGCACAGGGCCAGGCCUCCCCGAUUAUGGGUUUUACUCUGCGCCCAGUGACCAGAGGGGGGGGCCCUGCUCCUUUGCUGACUAUGGCUCCCUGGGGCCCCAAGCGGCUCAGAUGCUGCACAGUGAGCAUGCCACCUCCGCCUGCAACUCCCCCCUCCAGCACCUACACAGCCCGGAUCAAUUUAAGAACCCAGGCACCAACCCCUCGAGGCCCGGAGGAUUCCCCGGUGCUAACAGUCCAGGGCCUGUGGCUGACCUGUACGGACCUAGCAGCCAGGAUUCAGCUGUGGGCAACUACAUCAGUGCUGCUAGCCCUCAGCCUGGCUCUGGGUUUGGCCCCAGCAUCACAGGCCCGUUGAUUGCGACAGCUUUUACAAAUGGAUACCAUUGAACAGGUGGCGGGUUGCCAUCUCAUCAGAGCAGAGUAUAUCUGGUGGCCCAGGAAAGACAGGACGAAGUUUCUAAUUGGCUUUGUGUGCAGGUGAUGCUUUUCAACUUCAAGCACUACAGCGUCACCGAGGCAAAAAGAAAGAAAGUCGGAACCAUAUGAAGAAGAAAAGAAAACGUUAGUCAUCUCAGAAAAAUAACAACUGCUGUACUAUAUUCCAAACCUCCUAUAACUUUACAACCUGGUUUGGUAUGAUGUUUCACGUCGAUUUCAUUCACCUAUUAUCCUCCUCUGUUGUUUAGAGUUUUCUGAGUAGCUUCUAGAUGAGUCAUUUUAGUUUAACCGUUUUAAUUUGGUGUCAUUUUCUUUUAUCUUCUAGUAUUUUUUUUUUGUGUAAAUUAAUUUUUUUUUUUUUUUUUUUGGGGGGGUUUUUUUUGGAAGUACGGGGGUUAUAGCCAAGAAUAUCUGCAAGUCAUGUCUUCAUCUUUGUAUGGGUUAGUGUAAAGGAAAAAUGAUUGGAUGUUUCCAUUCAGUCUUUCUACUAAAAAAAAGUAAACGUGGAAAGACUCAAAGAAAAAAAUAAUAAUUUUGACAGAAAAAUUUAAAGAGGGUAUCUAAGUAAUAAUCUUAGUAGCUGUUUUAUUUCUUGUGAUGUCUCAUUGUUAACCAUAAUUACCUAUUUUUGGGCAAUACAAAGAGGACUCCAAUAUUUUUAUGGUCCUUUUUUAUAAGUGUUGUUUUUGUUGUUUAGAAAUAUAUAUAUAUGCUAUAACAAAUUUCAUAUAACUACAUUGUGAAUUCAAACUUGAGAAAAAGAAAUGUAGCUGUACAUAUUAUUCCAGUCACUGCAUAUAACCAACUCAGUGAGAGAAUAGCAUAUUUUUGUGAUGGUGUGUCAAAAGAACAUGUUAUAGCGUGUGAAUAGAAGAAAAAGCUGUAAACAGUUAUUAUUAUACUUUUCUGCUGGAAGACGGUAUCGACCCCAGAGACAAACAGAACACACUUGCUCUGUAAAUACUGAAGCCGAAUAAUUUUACAAGUGUCAUACCAGCAAAUUUACAAACGGUGAGUAAGUAACCAGUUUUAAGAACUAAUAAAAAAAAAAAAAAAGAACCUGAUUGGUAUCUUUUUGUCUAACUGUAUAAGAUAUCAGUAUCAUUUCAAAGAACAGAGAGAGAGAGAAAAAAAAAAAGACGAUUUAAUCCAAAGCACACUGUACUUAGAUGUGAAGAUUAGAACUUGAACCAGGCAUUUUCCAGUGCUCUGUGCAUCCUGACACUUUUAUACUCUUGAGAGGAAACUCAACUUGUUAGCUGUAUGUUCUUGUUUGUUUCAUCCUGCUUGUUCCUGACUCAUUUUGGAACACAAUAUCUGGGCUCUGUGCUAGAGCCUUUAUGUAAUGCUUGUUCUCUGAAUCGGUUCUUUUUGAAUGAAUUAGGAAAGUAAACCAUUUUGAUACCAUACCUCAGCCUUGUGAGUUCUAUUGUGGAGUCAUUGGCAGGUUUAAUUUAUUCUAGUGGCAAAAUAAUUGAAAACACUGAAAGGUAAUAAAGCGAGUAAUCAUUGCACUGUGAGUAGUAAAGUACAGGCCAAUUCCUAUUUGCACAUGUAUAUGUUGGCUUUGUAAAAAAAAAAACGAGAAAAAAAAAACAUGGCCCUGUGCGCUGGGAUAGUAUGAAGGAUUUUUGGGGUUGAUGUAUUAUCGACUAGACAAACACUUCAGAGCUUUGAGGUGAGUUAACAGCAUGGUGUGUUGCAGUGAAGUGAGGCGAUGCCUUUAUGUGUUGGACCCACGUCUCAUCUGAAGGUGUUUAUACAGGGUCAAAAGAUGACACAAUUAAUCACUAUAAGUCGCUGCACCGGGUUUUACACAGUAUGUGUGGUUAAUGAUUUCACUCAAACGUUUAAUUAUAACAAUAAUGAUGAGGAUAAUAAUAAUAAUAAUAAUAAUAACAAUAAUAAUAAUAAUAAUAAUAUGCUCCAGAGUGCAGUCCGGUUUUUAAAGUCACUGACUGAUAGAAUGAAUGGUGUUUAUUCUGAAAUACUUUACCUGCUGCAGAUGUAUUUUGUUGUUUUUCAUUUGACCCAGUUCUUUGUCUCAUUACUUUUAUUUCAGACAACCAGGUAAAGAAAUAUGCUGGAUACUUCUAAAGUAAAUGAUAUGGAGGUGUGAUCAAGUAAUAAUUUAAAGAGUAAAGAGAAAAAAAAAACCCUUGUAUUGUUCAAAUGUAAAAGAAAAUAAGAAAUACAAAACUAUAAAAAAAAAAAAAAAGAAAGAUGCUUCUUUGCUGAUUUCAAGUUUAAUCAGAGUUUUAUUGAUACUUUGUGGUUUAUAUAUUAAUAAUUGUAAUAUACUAUUAAAAUGUACUGUGCAUCCAUUGCUUUCUCUCUUUCCAUUCCCCAUCCUCAGAGAUCCUACUAUCUUUUGUUGAUCAUUCAUGUAUUUCAUUAGUGUGUAAAGAAAUCACAGUUAACUUGUAAACAGAGUGCUGUCUUUGAUACCAGUGUAGUGCUCUUUGUUGUUCUCCCUUGCUCUACCUCUCCUUUCUCUCAUAUUUAUCCCUCUCCCUCUCGCGCUCUUUUCUAUCUCCUGUAAUUACAAGUAGAUGUUAUAUAGGACUCAUUAAUAUAAUACUUGUAGUGAAUAGUGGAUUUAGGACCAGUCAAGAUAGACCUUUCUCUAAAUGAUCAUGUUAUUCUGAUAUUUGCAGACAAUUAUUUUGGUAGAGGUUCAUUGUAAUUUAUUCCCUGUAUGUUUUCUGUUGGUUUGGUUUUACCACUCUCACAUGGUUUCAGCUAACCAAAGCUCUCAUGGAUGAACAAUAGAGAAACAGUUGCUGUAAGAUGGAAUUGUACACAAGGCAUUAUUUGGAUCCCCACCCUUGAAUGUUUUAAAAGGGGUGUGCCAUACUACCUUAAAUGCUAACGCUAGAUAUGCAAAACCUUUAUUAUGGAUUAUUUUCAAGAGGGACACAAGCUAUAACCAUGAAAAAAAAGGAUUUUAUGUAAAAAUCUGUUUUUUUUUUUUAAGUUACGUACUACUUAUAACUACAAUCUUUUCAUGUUUGUAAACUAUUUUUUUUAACUUUUAUUUCUAAAAACAUAUUCGUCUCAUCCUGGGAACUAGAUUUUAACUUUAUCGUAACACCGUUCGCACAUGUGUAAAAGUAAAAUAGUCACCGUAAAACACCCUGUAAAUCAGAAAACACCUUGAGGCCGAUUAGUCGAAGGUUGAUUUCACGUUGGAAUGUGAGCUGAGCUAAAAUCAAUCUGACCUAUGAGAUUAUAAAAAAACCCAUACUGCGGUGUUAGCUUUUAUUGGUUAAAGUGCAUAUUAUUGUCCAACAACAGACGCUGUGUUAAACUCACCGUUUUCCACAUCAUACAGAACUGAUUGAGCUCAGUAACUGGAGCUGUGUGGACACUCCGACAGCAGACCCAGUCAUUUUUUGACCUUUAAUUUCAAUUAAACAUAACUCACUGUAUUUAUCAGUUAUUUAAUUCAUUUCACCACAUGGAGUCUUUAAAUUAAGCACCAUGGCAUGAAUAAAUAACAUUACUGUCUCUAUUUAUUCCUCUCAUUUAGUAAAAACUGUCAAAUAAUAUACAGUAUGUAGGGUAAUGACAGUUUCUGAGUGAGGUUAAGAGAAAGAGGACGUUAUUUAAAGGAAAAUUAGGCCAAAUGACAGUAUUCACAUAUUUAGUGAGUCUGAUAAUACAAGCCAAUUCAACUUAAUUGCCAAAUUAUACAAGUCACAUUGGCUUUAAAUGAAACAAUCAUGCAGGAAAAAUGCUAUUUAUUGGGAAAAAAAAAAACAAAAGAAGAGGCAAAAAUAAAAAAUAUGGUAAAAGUAUUUAUUAAUAUUUUUCUGUAUUGUCGCCUGUGCUGCUAAAAACUAAUGAAUAUGAAUGAGUAUAAUCAUUUCAAGUCAUUUGUACUUGUAUUAGUCGUGUUUUAUUCUGAGAUAAAAGAAAAGUGUCCCUCCUGUUCUUUUGUAGCAUUAUUCCUUCAAUUUGUUUACCUGAAAAACGUUAUUCAAUUAUAAAUUAUAAUUCAAAUCAAGUAAAUGAUACAAAAUGCUCAUGUGGAGCCUCACGUUUUGUUGCCAUUUCAACUGAAAAACUAGAAUCAGUCUAAGUAUAUAAUAUGAUGACUAUUGUUUUGCAGCAUCUGGUGGCUCUUAGAUUAUAAGCAUUG
Messenger RNA from Sphaeramia orbicularis (orbiculate cardinalfish), 5570 nucleotides. It is a transcript of the gene msi2b, whose product is annotated as musashi RNA-binding protein 2b. Bases 152 to 1375 code for a protein of 407 amino acids. The record is from RefSeq and is a predicted model, not a curated record. Gene Ontology annotation, cellular component: cytoplasm. Gene Ontology annotation, biological process: regulation of translation; central nervous system development. Lineage: Eukaryota; Metazoa; Chordata; Actinopteri; Kurtiformes; Apogonidae. Gene Ontology annotation, molecular function: mRNA binding. The transcript is spliced from 15 exons.